Molecule: messenger RNA, 708 nt
Organism: Striga hermonthica
Lineage: Eukaryota; Viridiplantae; Streptophyta; Magnoliopsida; Lamiales; Orobanchaceae
Source: the annotation of a GenBank genome assembly
AUGGAGUGGAGAAAGUGUUAUUUAGAUGUGAUACUUGUGCCGUUGGGUUUGUUGAUAUGCAUGGGAUAUCACGGGUGGCUGUGGCAUAAGGUGCGCACUCAGCCCUUAUCAACCAUCAUCGGAACUAACGCACACGGCCGUCGUUUCUGGGUGGCCGCCAUCAUGAAGGACAACGAGAAGAAGAACAUCCUAGCGGUCCAAACCCUGCGGAACACGAUAAUGGGUUCGACCCUUAUGGCCACCACCUCCAUACUCCUGUGCUCCGGGCUGGCGGCCGUCAUCAGCAGCACGUACAGCGUGAAGAAGCCACUGAGCGACGCAGCCUUGUACGGGGCUCACGGGGAGUUCAUGGUGGCCCUCAAGUACGUCUCCAUCCUCACCAUCUUCCUAUUCUCCUUCCUCUCCCACUCUCUCUCCAUCCGCUUCACUAAUCAGGUCAACUUCCUCAUCAACUGCCCACCCGACCCCGUCAUCGUCUCCCCCGACUAUGUGUCUCACCUUCUCGAGCGCGGGUUUGCACUCAACACCAUUGGGAACCGGCUCUUCUACGCCGCGCUGCCCCUGCUGCUCUGGAUAUUCGGCCCUGUCCUCGUCUUCCUCUGCUUCGUAACGUUGGUCCCCGUGCUUUAUAAUUUGGACUUCGUGUUUGCUUCUGAUCUUCAGGGCAAAUCAGGCCGCCAUGGUGGUGGCGAUCAAUAUCUUAUUUAA